Molecule: messenger RNA, 1642 nt
Organism: Quercus lobata
Lineage: Eukaryota; Viridiplantae; Streptophyta; Magnoliopsida; Fagales; Fagaceae
Product: dehydration-responsive element-binding protein 2D-like
Exons: 1
Coding region: 787-1506 (239 amino acids)
Biological process (GO): response to stress; positive regulation of DNA-templated transcription
Cellular component (GO): nucleus
Molecular function (GO): DNA-binding transcription factor activity; transcription cis-regulatory region binding
Source: RefSeq, a predicted model, not a curated record
AAGUCUUUUUACAACAAAAAGUAUCUGCUUGCUUCAAAUAAGUUGUCGUUCUUAUCUAAAAUAUUUCUGCAAUUUGAAACCCCUCUCACAACUACUGUUACGUCUAACUACCUACGUGGCCUUAAUAUUUACUAUGGUACUGAGGAAUCUAUUCAAACUACGGAAUGAUUCAAUGUAAGCCGAUCUUCUUUGAAAGACUCGUAAAGAGUCCCAAACUACUUGUGUGCAAAAACUCUAAGUCAUUGAAUCUGUUCACACGGACUCCCAAGCCUAGUUUAUGGGACUUGGGAAUCCCCACGUAUCAAGUACUCACCUUUGCUAAUUGUCACGUGGGACUGGAUUUGAGAACUCUCCCAUGUUCUUAUCUAGUUAUCUCCCACCGUUUCAACCUUAAGAAACCGCCACUAAAUAGUAAAUGACAAUUAUCCAAUCCCAUAUGCUAUUUACUCUUCCCUCUUGAGGAAGAAAAAAAGGAAAAGAAAAUCGAAAAGCAAUGCUCUUCCUUGUUUGCCACCUGAGCUCGUGUACCCACACAGGCCAAGGCCAAGUGUGUGCAAGAGAAAUAAACAGUGAGCUUGGCUUUCGACACGAUCAGUCUGGGUCGUCAUGCCAAGUAUCAGUCCCAAGUCACCAAAAAGCCACGUUUCAUGGAUGUCUUGUACUCAUUACUCUCCAAGACCCAAUUCUUACUUGCCUUGCUUGCUAUAUAAAUAUAGGAUCCGUACCCCCCCUUUAAGCCACACAUCUUAGUACUUAUCUACCAUUCUAGAGUUCUCUGUUGGAACAAUGUUGAAGUCAGGAACGGCUAGUACUAGUCUUGGAGAGAAAAAGCAGGCCAAAAAGUCUGCACAAGCAAGUUCAAGAAAAGGAUGCAUGAGAGGGAAAGGAGGCCCGGAGAAUGCUAGAUGCACCUACAAAGGUGUUCGUCAAAGAACUUGGGGCAAAUGGGUGGCUGAAAUUCGCGAACCAAAUCGUGGUGCACGACUUUGGUUAGGGACAUUUGACACCUCUCAUGAGGCUGCUAUGGCAUAUGAUGCUGCUGCACAUAAACUUUAUGGCACUGAUGCAAAACUCAAUUUGCCAGAUGUAGCCCUUAAUUCUCAGCAUCCAGCCGCUUCCAUUGAUACCCAAAUUAACCCUAUGGAAACUCAUCCUCAAGGUGUGCAUAAUUCAGGUACUGUAUGCUUUUCAAAUAAUAGCCCAAUUGUUAUGGUUGAUGAUUUUACAUCACAUCCCUAUCAAAAUGAUUCUAUCAUGUCUUUUCCUAAUGGAUAUGUUGAGUCUAAUGAAAAGCAAGAGGAAAACAUCUUGAAAUUUGGCGAGAACAGAGAGAUCGAUGGACUUUGGGACAGUAUGAAGGCAAACUUUCCGGUGUUUGAUGAGGCAAUAUGGACAGAGGCUGCUAUGUCACUGGAUUUUCCAGUCAUGGGAGACUCGGGAAUUUUUGCAGGCAACUUGGCAGAUGGAAGUGGCUGGGAUGUCUUGCAUUCUCCAUGGUGCAUGUAAUUAAAAUAGACAAAAUCCUCUUCAUUUCUUUACUUUAAAUGAGAUGGAGAGAGUCUAUUCAACUGUUCACAUUUCAUGUUAUCCAACAUCUAUCAUUAUCCUGUAUGAUGUAUAUAAGUAGCAGCUAUGUGUCUGA